Sarcophilus harrisii (Tasmanian devil) is the source of this 7158-nucleotide messenger RNA. RefSeq names its product ADAM metallopeptidase domain 12 (gene ADAM12). The record is from RefSeq and is a predicted model, not a curated record. The transcript has 23 exons. The coding region runs from base 71 to 2866 and encodes 931 amino acids. Lineage: Eukaryota; Metazoa; Chordata; Mammalia; Dasyuromorphia; Dasyuridae. Gene Ontology annotation, biological process: proteolysis. Gene Ontology annotation, molecular function: metalloendopeptidase activity.
CCCCCCCCCGCGCCCCAUGGCCCUGCCUUCCCGCUGAGCCCCCGAAGGCGGCCGAACGCGCGUCCCGACCAUGUACCCGCCGUCCGGGGCGCCCGGUCCUCGGAGCCGGAGCCGGAGCCCGCGCGGGACGGCGCCGCUGCCGUCCCAGCUGCUGCUGCUGCAGCUGCUGCUGCUCCCGGCGGCCAGCCCGGCCCAAGGUGUGAUCACGGAGAGUCCUUUGGGAAUCUCUGAACUACCGACAAGAAUGGGGGACCAUCCUGGCAGGUACAAGAUCGUCACCCCUUCCCUUCUGAAUGGAGAGCCAUGGAAGCCAGUCAGUAGCAUCCCAUCUAAGGAUCACCCGGGGAGGCUGAGUUUCCGAGUAGAAGUGGACAGUGAGGAGCUGAUCAUACACCUGGAAAGAAAUGAAGGCCUCUUGGCUGACAACUUCACAACAACCCAUUACCAGGGAGAUGGCACGGACGUCUCCCUCACACAAAAUUACACGGGUCACUGUUACUACCACGGGCAUGUGCAAGGACAUCCUGAUUCCAUCGUCAGUCUCAGCACUUGCUCCGGACUCAGGGGACUUAUUGUGCUGGGAAGCCAAGCCUACACCUUAGAGCCAAUGGAGAAUACUACAGGUCAACACAAGUUCCAGUCAGCAGAGACUCUGAAAACAGCCUGGGGGGCGUGUGGACAGCAGCAUCUCAACAUCUCGGGCAGGACCAUGGAGAGCGCAUCGUGGUCCCCUCACGUGUUUACAAGGAGGCGCAAACGGGAGACAUUAAAGACAGCAAAGUAUGUGGAGCUUGUGAUCGUGGCGGACAAUCGCGAGUUUCAGAGGCAAGGAAAAGAUGUGGAGAAAGUUAAGCAGCGUUUAAUAGAGAUUGCCAAUCAUGUGGAUAAGUUUUACAGACCUCUGAACAUUCGGAUCGUGUUGGUCGGCGUCGAAGUCUGGAAUGAUAUCGAUAAGUGCUCCAUCAGUCAGGACCCGUUUACAAGCCUGCAUGAAUUUCUGGACUGGAGGAAGAUGAAGUUGCUACCUCGGAAACCCCAUGACAACGCACAGCUUGUAAGUGGGGUUUAUUUCCAAGGGACCACCAUUGGAAUGGCGCCCAUCAUGAGCAUGUGCACAGCAGAGCAAUCUGGAGGCGUCGUCAUGGAUCAUUCCGACAGUCCUCUCGGCGCAGCCGUCACCCUGGCCCACGAGCUCGGUCACAACUUGGGGAUGAAUCAUGAUACCCUGGAGCGAGGCUGUCACUGUCAGGCGAUGACCGAUAAAGGAGGCUGCAUCAUGAACCCGUCCACGGGCUACCCGUUCCCGGUGAUGUUCAGCAGCUGCAGCCGCAGGGACGUGGAGACCAGCCUGGAGAAGGGGAUGGGCAUGUGCCUCUUCAACCUGCCCGACAUCAAGGAAGCCUUCGGGGGCCAGAAGUGCGGCAACGGCUACGUGGAAGAAGGCGAGGAGUGUGACUGUGGGGAGCCAGACGAGUGCACCAACCCGUGCUGCAACGCUACCACCUGCACUUUGAAGCCAGAGGCCGUGUGCGCCCACGGACUGUGCUGUGAAAACUGCCAGCUGAAGGCGGCUGGGACAGCCUGCAGAGCCUCCAGCAACUCCUGCGACCUGCCCGAGUUCUGCACCGGAGCCCACCCCCACUGCCCGGCCAACGUGUACUUGCAUGACGGGCACCGGUGCCACCGGGUGGACGGCUACUGUUACAAUGGCAUCUGCCAGACCCACGAGCAGCAGUGUGUCACUCUCUGGGGGCCAGGCGCUAAACCAGCCCCUGGGAUCUGCUUUGAGAGAGUGAACUCUGCUGGGGAUCCCUACGGGAACUGCGGCAAGAAUUCCAAAAGCUCCUUUGCCAAAUGUGAAAUGAGAGAUGCUAAAUGUGGGAAAAUCCAGUGCCAAGGAGGAGCCAGCCGGCCAGUCAUUGGUACCAAUGCUGUUUCCAUAGAAACCAACAUCCCCCUGCAGGAAGGAGGCAAGAUCCUGUGCCGCGGCACCCACGUGUACCUGGGAGAUGACCUGCCGGACCCUGGGCUCGUGCUGGCGGGCACCAAAUGUGAAGAGGGCAAACUCUGCCUCAAUCGCCGAUGCCAGAAUGUCAGCGUGUUUGGCGUCCACGAAUGCGCCACCAAGUGCCACGGGCGCGGGGUUUGCAACAGCAACAAGAACUGCCACUGUGAGGCCGACUGGGCUCCCCCGUUCUGUGACAGACCGGGCUUUGGGGGGAGCGUGGACAGCGGGCCCAUGCGCCAAGCAGAUAAGCGGGGUCUGGCCCUGGGCAUCCUGGUGACGGUUUUCUGCCUCCUGGCCGCCGGCUUCGUCACCUAUCUCAAGAGGAAAGCCCUGAUCCGGCUGCUGUUUACUAACAAAAAGACAAAGACAACGAUUGAAAAGCUAAGGUGUGUGAGUCCCACCCGGCCGGCCGGCGUCACGGAGCCGAAUCGUACCCGGGCCGCGAACCUCGGCCAGGGCCUGCUCAGAAAGCCCCCCCACGGCGACAUGCCGAAGAAGGAGAAUUGCCGAAGGUCACCGAAGUAUCAGAACAUCAACAUCAGCAACCCGGUGAAGAGCCUGAACCCCUGCCCUGCUGGCCUCCUGCUGCCCCUUCCUCAGGGCCCGAGUCACCAGGCCGUGCCUGCGAGACCCCUCCCGGCCAACCCUGCCGUCAGGCAGGCCCAGGGAACGCACAAGCCGAGUCCUCCCCAGAAGCCUUUGCCCGCAGACCCUCUGAGCAGAGCCGCCCGGCUGAGUGAGACCUCGAGGAAAGCGCCUGGGCCGCAGGAGGCCGGCCAUCGCCUCAUCCCCACGAGACCUGCCCCUCAGUUUCCACCGCAAGUGCCCCGACCCUCCUACCCCGCCUGCAUGAAGUGAGAGGCGCCCGGGCCGUUGGACAGUGAAGACAGCAGUUUGCACUAUCUUUCAGCUCCAGUCGGAGCGCCUUGUGUGUAUCAAUCCCUCGAAUGUUUAAUGUUGAAAACACCAUUGUUUCUAAGAACUCUGAGCUCCUGCCUUCAGGACUGUGCUGUGCGAUGGUGCUCUGGGGACUUGCUCAGGUACUUGUAAAUUAUUAAUUUAUGAUGAAUAUUUAUUACGGUGCGGUGCACGGUAGUAGAUAUUGUUUUUUACCAUCUCUGAGUUUUCCUUGGAAGGAAAUCUUCUUGUUUUUAAUAUUUCAGUGAACUUGAAACAUUCCGCUUUGUGGGAUUCUGGGCCGAAGGGUAGCUUUGGGGAUUUCUGCUUCACCGCAGGCCUGGCGUUGGGGAGGAACCGCCGCCUUCUUCGCCCCGAUCAUCAGGGCAGCCGGUUGUGGCCGGGCCUCCCGAUGGGGGGGGGCCUUUCGUUAGGCAGGGGAUGCCGGAAGAACGGCCCGUGUCUCAGACAGCCCCAUUUAUCUCAGAACGUCCCUUCCUCGCCUAGUUUGCAGGGUGGCAGUUGUUUCCUUUAAAGCGGCUGUUCCUCCCUCCACUGGCCCGGGCGGAGAAGGGGCUGGUUUCAUACCAGGAAAGAGUCUCUGCCUCUGCUGGGGAUGGAGGCAGGACGGUGCUUGAGAAAGGUGAAGGGGCAGAAGUGACCACCGGGAGAUAGACUCAAUGAGCCCUGUUUCUUCCAAUAGAAGUGUCUGGGGAUCCCUGGCAGCUGCACAAGCUCCCUGGACUUGGUCAAAGGCCUGGCCUGAGACAGGGCAGUGAAUCCACCAUUCGGCCAAUGGUUUCAUCUGUACCGAGUCCCCUUGACGCUUCUAGUGUAGGAAACAUGAGGGCUGGGAUUUGCACGUGAUUUAGACUGAGAAAGGUUAGGCUAGUCUGGGUGCCAGAGUUCCUGACCAGGUGCUAUAUUGUCCCUUCUACGGCCGGGGCUGACCAGGUCGCCUCCUUGUUUACUGGGCUGUAAGGCAGUCGUUCUGGAUUCAGGAGGAGGCAGCCUUUCCCUGGCACCAGAUCAUUUUCAGAUGUGAACUAGUAACUAGAUAUAGCCCAUCGAUGCUCUGGAGAAACCCCCUUUUCUAGCGCAGUGCUCAGGCUUCCCCCAAACUGGCUCCUGGUGACGCUUGCAUCGUUUUAAGAAGAUGGAGCCACGUAUCCAUUAGCAUCUCCAGCUCAUCUCUAGCAUUUGGGACAUUAUUUAUAAAAUGUCACCAGGCAUUUUCUCUGGAGCCGUCUUGCUCUCCCAGACUUAAGUUCCCUCCAAAGUUCUCACAGGCUCAGCAUCUUCCUCCUGGCUGAGCAUCCCGGGAUGUGAGAAGGAGUCCAUCUCUUUGCCCCACCCAGCCGUAGGCCCCCAGCCUGCCGGCUGCCCUUCCGGCCUUUAGCCCUUAGAGACACCUGUGGAGAGCCAGAGUCCCGGGAGGGCUUUACAAAGCUCCUGCCCGAUCCCCUGGAACCCACCAGGAAGACAUCUUGGAGGGUCCCCCAUUGUGCCCCCAGAGCCUCCUAGUGGAGUCAUGUGCGACUGCAGCUUUUACCUUGUAUGUAACUGAUAAGUUCCAGAAUGAAGAGCUCCAGGAUAAAAGAUUUUUCCCCUUUCCUUUCAAAGGUUUUUCUGGGCCUUGAGGCAGGAAAAUAAAAUGUCUAGGGGCUAUUUCUGGAUUUUUUCUCUCCAGAAGAGAGAAUUGUUGUUACUUUUCCUCACGUUCACUGGGCAAUCUCGACAGCAAAGCUUUCAUGUUUAUGGACAGAUUCCCAUCACCAACACUCAGCAGAGUUUAGCCGACACCCCCCCCCAGCCUGUCCCACUCAAAAAGUGCCUCAUCUCCCAACACAAUCACCAGGUUCUUUCUGUUCACUCUGAAGACCUGUUGGGAAAAUGUUAUUGCCGUGAUAUUUAUAGCGUGCCUUUGUUCUUUCUGUAUUCGAUUUGGUAAUUGUGCUGAACCCGAAGCAGGUGCUAUUGAACAUGUUUACAAAAUGUUUGGGUGCAUUUCUGGCGUUCUGUGGAGCCACAUCGACGCCUUAGGUCUGGACUCUCCGGGCCCCUCCUGCUGCCGGCUCAGAACCAUCUCCUCCUAACCACACUGUCUGUGCCUGGUCUUAGCCAAUUUAUGCAAAUAAUAUUAAAGCUGUGAUCUUACUUCCUACCAUUAAAAGCUAUUUGGGGCCGCCAGCACAUCCCUAUUUACACAUUUCUGGUGACUGAUGGGAGUCACUCAAAGUGCCCUUAAAGGGAAAGCUGCACUAGGGGAGGCAGGAACUGGGAGCGACUACCAGAAGUACUGUUACGUAUCCCAGUAAGGCAUUGGAGGUGGCGCUUCCACUUCAGUAGGAUUUAUUGCCAAUUCCUAUGCCCGGGUAUGAAUGGGGUAUCGGAGAAGAGGGGCCGGCAAAAGGGGAGAACUCUCUGAGCUUCACUGAUGACAAACGGAAUUACGAAACAGCAGCAAGGCCGCGUCUAACGUGGUUGGAUAAUUAACUUACUGAGGUAGGAGCAAAGAACCAGCCGCCGCCAUCGCUACCCCCGGCUCUCGUGGGUAAACGUUUUUCCGAGGGAUCUCGUAGUGAUUCUGAAUGAUGGUUCACAGAGGUGAAAAACUUCUCUGUUCCAAGCAGUCAAGUCCCAGUCUCUCACAGUGGGAGGUCUGCAGCUUGUUUUUCAAGCAUUUCAUUUAGAAUCUGCCAUUUAAAGCUUUUUAAUCCACUUGUUUUCCUGACAUGGAAUCGGGCCUGAUGUAGCAAGGAGGCACAACACACAACGUUUUCCAUUGUCAAACUGGGUCGAGCGGGGGAGGCUCUCCUAUCCAGCCUGAACCUCUUCAGCUCACACAUGUGCGAUGACAUCACACCAACCACAAAAGCAACAAAUUAAACUACACUAGCAGCUCAGGCAGUUCUCAGAGGGGACGUUUUUAUGCCUCCUUAACUUUAUUAGGAAUUCUCAGGCUAAAACGAUAGACUAUUCUUGGGAAAACUGGCAACCUUUCCCGCCCUCUCAAUGCCCAAGGGCUAUGGUGCGAGCAGAGUCAGUGAACGGUUCAGAAUGUGGUACACGCGGAAGGGCUGGGGUCUGGUGCCGGGACGCCUCGGGCACCUGGUUUGUAAGCUCACCUUUCAGUGAAUGUCGACCAAGCCACUUCUGGAAGACAUAAAAGGAAAUGGCCACUGGCUAACCAGUCUGGGUCUUUAAAUACAAUUUUUAAAUCUUAUUUAUAAUUUAUUUAACUUUCAAGGACCUCGUAUAGGGCCAGCCCUGGGCAAAACUGUGGCGUUAUCUGCCGCUUCCCCUUUUUGAGUCUGCUUUCCUAUCUCCACCAGCUUUGUACCCCUUCCUCCUGGGACCCCAAGGCUUUCUUCACUGACAUCAAAACUCACUUGAUCUAUCAGUGUUUCAGGCCCUUGACUUCCCAUGAGUCAUUCUUAAUAGGCCCGCACUGUGUGCUUUACAAUGAUCUCAUUUGAUCCUCAUAGUAAACUUGGGAGGACGGUGCUAUUGUCUCCACUUUAUGGAUAAGGAACCUGAGCUUGUGAUUCGUGCAGGGUCACACAGCUCAGCUGGUCCGGCUCUCCAUCUGCCCUUCCUUGCUAUAGGAUGACCCGCUCAUCCUAGCAGAUGCUUGGGGGAGCUCAUGGGGGCCUCAUCCAGAGGAACGGCCUUCUGGUGGGAAUCCAGAAGCUGGGACCAUUUGAUACAACAGCCAGCUGCCUGCCCUCCCCCUCCCACAGGGCCGGCUCAUGAGGCCUCAUUCAUCCAUGAAGCUGAAAUUCAGCUGCUCCCCUUGACCUGGCCCAGCCUUGAACAUUCCAAUUUUUUCCACAUAUUUCUCAGAGAGUCCUCCCCCCGAGCUGAGCAGGUCAGCCAGACUGGCGGUACCUGCAUCACCUCCCUCAUCAUCUCCUUCUUCCCCGGGAUUCAUCUGUGAGUCGGUCCAUUCAGCUCCAAAAGCACAGAAUUUUCCAUGGCCUUUGGCAAAUAGGCUCCAUUAUUAACCCUCCAUGUUCUGCCUUGAAAGCAGAGCCCACAGGUGGCUCAGCAGAGCCUGCCUGCAAUCCCAAGGACCUCGAGAGCCUUCUUUGUCGGGAGGGCCCGGUGCUCAAAGCCCUGCUUGCCCUGCCUUUGCACUGGUGUCUGCUUCCAAGUUCCACGUUGUCUUCCAAUGAGAUUACAGCUAGGUGUUAAUGUGGCCCCAGCCCAAGCCGGGAAACCUGCCUCCUCUAGACCCCUUGCUGCCAUUC